Temnothorax curvispinosus is the source of this 1215-nucleotide messenger RNA. Its product is annotated as zinc metalloproteinase nas-7-like. The record is from RefSeq and is a predicted model, not a curated record. Gene Ontology annotation, biological process: proteolysis. The transcript is spliced from 5 exons. Gene Ontology annotation, molecular function: metalloendopeptidase activity; zinc ion binding. Lineage: Eukaryota; Metazoa; Arthropoda; Insecta; Hymenoptera; Formicidae. The coding region runs from base 1 to 1215 and encodes 404 amino acids.
AUGCAGGAAGCUCGAUAUCUUUGUAGCUCGUUUCCUUUAGCAUUCCUUUUACUAGGUAGCUGGUUUGUCACGAACAUUAAUACAUAUCCGACGCAGCUUAUCAAUUCUUGGACAAGAUCGCCACCAAUAUCGCUGAAACUGAUGAAAACAAGGGAGACCACUUCUGGGACAACUAUUAGCUAUAAACUUGAUUCAUGGUCUCAGUAUGAUAAUCCGGAAGAAGGUGCAGAACGAGAAGGCGAUAUAUAUCAGACGUCGAAAGCGAGGAAAACUAUUACGAAGGAUACAACUUUAUUAUGGCCUAAUGGUAUCGUGAAUUAUUACGUUCAUUCGUCCAUAGCUAAUAAACCAAAGAAACUUGCUAUGCUGGAGGAUGCGUUACGUACCAUAAUGUCAAAGACAUGCAUUAAAUUCCUGCGCAUUAAAGAAUAUGCAAAGCUCCCAGCAAAUAGUUGGGUCAAUAUCACGGGUCAUCAGAAGGGUUGCUUCUCUGAAUUAGGACGUAAUGCAUACGGACCUACUUCUUUAAACCUAGACGUGAACUUGUGCCUUCACACAAUUGGACACACGAUACACGAGACGUUGCAUACCCUAGGUGUAUAUCAUGAGCAUAUGAGGCCAGAUCGAGACAAAUACAUUACUAUAAUAUGGGAAAAUAUAAAAAAAGAAGAUGUAUUCAAUUUCCGUAUGUUAAAUAAUAAUACCGUAACCGAUUAUGGAUUACCAUAUGACUAUGACAGCAUAAUGCAUUAUUCUAUGACGGCGUUUUCCACUAAUAGGUCGCUUCCUACGAUAAUACCUACGUCGUCUUAUGUGGAGAUUGGCCAAAGAAGUCAUUUGUCGCAUUACGAUAUACAAAAAUUGCUAAUUGCUUAUAACUGCACUGCCGUCGGUACUAAAUUGGAAAAUAACAAGAAACUCAAUUUGGAGAAACCUAAGAAACUUCCUAAUCGUAGAAAAUUACCGCAACCACAGUCGUUGAAUAAAACAGUCAUUGAAACAGAAGUGAAAUCACAUACGCCGACAAUCGUUAUACAUAAUUCAAUAUUAAACAAAUUAGAUGAUAAGAAUGCUGAUUUAGGAAAGUCAAUGGAUAGACUUAAUCAAGUAGCUUUUCUUAGAUCUGUAUAUCCUAUUCAACCCAAUUACUAUCCUGUGCCCCUGAGCCCAAUAUACCUGUACAUAAAUCUUCAUUUUUACUUGAAUAAGAAAUGA